Messenger RNA from Durusdinium trenchii, 213 nucleotides. The record is from the annotation of a GenBank genome assembly. NCBI's taxonomy places the organism in Eukaryota, Dinophyceae, Suessiales, Symbiodiniaceae.
AUGGCCUUACCCUUUCAGAAGGUGCAGCAUCAGAUCGUUAAAUGCGACUGCCAGCCGUCAGUGAACGAUGGCAUAGUUAUUUUCAUCACUGGAAACUUAUUGGUAGAUGACAAUGCGAAUCCGCUCAAGUUUGCUCAAGUAUUUCAGCUUGUCAAAGGUCCAACAGGGAAUUACUACUGUCACAAUGAUAUGUUUCGGCUGAACAUUGGCUGA